AUGUCACGAAUGGUUUUCAACACAAAAGGAAAAGAUCACACAAUUAAGCGGGACGUGUUACACGACAUUUCUGCGUCGUCGUCCUACAAAAUCGGAAGCACGCACAUCGUGUGUGGAGCGACAACAAGUGUCCACAAGAAAGUGAAUGACGGUUCAAACCCUAUUUUAUUUGAGACGAAGUUGCAGUCGAGUGGGUUAUCCAAACAAGCAUCUCCGAAUAUUCAAAGUGUCGAAGUAUGGAUGAACGAAGUGUUUAAUGACCCAGACUUGUUUUCUAAUGUUAACAGACUUGUCGUUUCAACUCCAGACAACCAAACGUGUUAUUACCAACAAGUGCAUUUAGUUCUUUAUAUCAUUGAUGAUGAUGGCUGUGUGUUCGACGUCGCUAUCUUAGCUGCAGUUUCUGCGUUGCUCCAACUGAAUUUAAAUGAUAUCACAAUCGGAGUCGAUGGGCUCUGCCAAAUUGUGAAAGGCUCCGAAUAUAAACUCGACUUCGCAUAUCACCCGGUCCCCUUCUCAUUUUUCUUGCAAAAUGGCGAUGGUGUGCAACAAGCUUAUUUGUCGUUUAUCCUCAGUGAAGACAAAGUAAAUCACGUCAGCAUCCAUGGCGGAAAGGCACUCGUUUCGACAGAUUUGUUAUGCGGAUGCAUCACAAAGUGUAGGACGGUAUACCAGACGUAUCUGGACAGACUCCUCAACUGA
Molecule: messenger RNA, 702 nt
Organism: Entamoeba invadens IP1
Lineage: Eukaryota; Evosea; Mastigamoebida; Endamoebidae
Exons: 2
Coding region: 1-702 (233 amino acids)
Biological process (GO): TRAMP-dependent tRNA surveillance pathway; nuclear polyadenylation-dependent rRNA catabolic process; nuclear mRNA surveillance
Cellular component (GO): nuclear exosome (RNase complex); cytoplasmic exosome (RNase complex)
Source: RefSeq, a predicted model, not a curated record